CUUGCGCGAUAAUAUAGAAAGGGAAACCCUCCCUGUGCAAAUCGAGAGGAAACAGAUAGUGGGUAGUGCCCUGUUCUUUCAAUUUCUGGUCAAUCGUAUUCUUAUUACUAUUGUGUGUUGGUUGGGGAUUUUCUUUUUCUGUAUUCUACGAGGAGAUCACUUUGCGCAAGUCGCAAUGGCUACCACUACUACUACCACUACUACAACAGCUCUACCGGCUUCAAGUCUGGGACCGAUAACGAUUGCGGUGGGAGCUGUAUUUCUGGGUAUUAAUGCUUUCUUCAUCGGGUUGCGAUGUUAUGUUCGGGCAAGGAUCUCGAAGACUUUCAACUUCAAUGAUGUGUUCAUGAUCGUGGCUACGUUCAUUUAUGCGGGGCUUUUCGCUUUGCUCAUCUUCGCUGUUAGAAAUGGAGUUGGUGGUCACACAUCAUCUGCAACUAUAGUCGGAAUUGGAAAUGCUUUGAAGUUUAUAUUCUUCCUCGAAAUCAUCUAUGUCGUCCUCACGAGCAUCAUGAAAGCCAGUCUCGCCAUCACCCUCCUCCAAUGGGCUAAAGUGAAAACCCACAUCUAUCUUCUCAGAGCAGCAAUCCUCAUUGACGCUCUCAUCUGCAUUAUCGUCGUCGAGUACUUUCUCGUCCAAUGUGCUCCAAUCAGCUACACGUGGAGAUUGGUCGAUCCGACCGCCAAGGGUGUGUGCUUGCCAGCCGCUCAACAGAUUGCAGUAGGAUUUGCGCUCUCGGGCACAACUGUCAGUAUCGAUAUGCUGUUCCUGAUCGCUCCCUGGAUCAUGCUCAAAGGCCGUGGCGUGAACUCGAGACUCAAGUUGUACAUUUAUGGUCUCUUCGGCUUAGGCGUAGCAGCAAGCAUUGCGAACUUCAUUCGUCUAGCAACACUUGCCAAGCUCAAGGCUUCAACAGAUCCACUCUUCGACGCAGCACCAGUAUUCCUCUGGUCCGCAGUAGAAGUCAGCAUCGGAAUUGCCGUUGCCGGUAUCCUCGAGCUGCGCCCUUUGAUGCGAAAGUACAACGUGAAGGGCUUCGAAGAUUCUUUCGACCAGAUUGAUGAGGAUAGAAUUCCAAUCAGAUUGCAAAGCAUGGAUAAAUCGAACAUCAGCUUCCCAACGACGAGAGAGAUGGGAAACCAAGGACGACAAUUUUGAGCGAGGGAUAGCCCGGGCGUGGCGUUUUUGGGGUAUUCUUCUUGACGGACCCUGUGCAAGCCAGGUUAGCUUGUUUGUGGUCAAGAGUUGGGAUUGAGCUUUGUUUGAAGAUUGAGGCAGAUAUUUGAUCUAGCGAAUCUUAUUGCAUUUCAGUGCAUUUCAUGUUAGA
This is a messenger RNA of Mollisia scopiformis, 1328 nucleotides long. RefSeq lists its product as uncharacterized. The coding region runs from base 176 to 1159 and encodes 327 amino acids. The transcript is spliced from 5 exons. The record is from RefSeq and is a predicted model, not a curated record. Lineage: Eukaryota; Fungi; Ascomycota; Leotiomycetes; Helotiales; Mollisiaceae.